Messenger RNA from Pestalotiopsis fici W106-1, 282 nucleotides. RefSeq lists its product as uncharacterized. NCBI's taxonomy places the organism in Eukaryota, Fungi, Ascomycota, Sordariomycetes, Amphisphaeriales, Sporocadaceae. The transcript is spliced from 3 exons. The coding region runs from base 1 to 282 and encodes 93 amino acids. The record is from RefSeq and is a predicted model, not a curated record.
AUGCAGUUCAAGACCUACAUGACCGUUCUGGCUCUUGCCGCCACCGCCUUUGCUGCUCCCACACCACAAUCGACUGCCAAUGGACUCGGUGUAAACGGAGCAUCGGAAUCUAAGCGUGCACCUGAGCCCGUACCAGAGUCUUGCACCUCGAAUGCCAAGAGGACAGGAUAUGGAGAAGUGUGCACUUCGACAACUACUGCUUCCAAGCGGGACGCCGAGGAGCCGGCCCUCGAGAAGAGAACAGGCAUGGGCAUCAUCAGCUCGGGAGGCGACGAAGCAUGA